UGUCUCCAUCUAACAUCAACAGCAGAGGGGAAUAUGGAUGGACAUCAGUGAUGCUGGCAGCUGUCACUGGACAUCAAAGUGUGUUUGACCUCCUAGUGUCCAACCAAGCUGACCUCACACUGGUGGAUACAGAUGGUGACAGUUUACUUCAUCUUGCCUGUCGUGGUGGGAACACUGCUAUAGUACAACAUGUCAUGUCUCCAUGUAACAUCAACAGCAGAGGGGAAUAUGGAUGGACAUCAGUGAUGCUGGCAGCUGUCACUGGACAUCAAAGUGUGUUUGACCUCCUAGUGUCCAACCAAGCUGACCUCACACUGGUGGAUACAGAUGGUGACAGUUUACUUCAUCUUGCCUGUCGUGGUGGGAACACUGCUAUAGUACAACAUGUCAUGUCUCAAUCUAACAUCAACAGCAGAGGGGAGUAUGGAAGGACAGCAGCUAUGUGGGCCGCUGUCAGUGGACAUCAAAGUGUGUUUGACCUCCUAGUGUCCAACCAAGCUGACCUCACACUGGUGGAUGCAGAUGGUGAUAGUUUACUUCAUCUUGCUUGUCAUGGUGGGAACACUGCUAUUGUAAAACAUGUCCUGACACCUUCUAACAUCAACAGCAGAGGGGAGUAUGGAAGGACAGCAGCAAUGAGGGCAGCUGUCAGUGGACAUCAAAGUGUGUUUGACCUCCUAGUGUCCAACCAAGCUGACCUCACACUGGUGGAUGCAGAUGGUGAUAGUUUACUUCAUCUUGCCUGUGAGGGUGGGAACACUGCUAUUGUAAAACAUGUCCUGUCUCCAUCUAACAUCAACAGUAGAGGCAGACAUGGAUCGACAGCAGUGAUGCAGGCAGCUGUCAGUGGACAUCAAAGUGUGUUUGACCUCCUAGUGUCCAACCAAGCUGACCUCACACUGGUGGAUACAGAUGGUGAUAGUUUACUUCAUCUUGCUUGUCAUGGUGGGAACACUGCUAUUGUAAAACAUGUCCUGACACCUUCUAACAUCAACAGCAGAGGGGAGUAUGGAAGGACAGCAGCAAUGUGGGCCGCUGUCAGUGGACAUCAAAGUGUGUUUGACCUCCUAGUGUCCAACCAAGCUGACCUCACACUGGUGGAUGCAGAUGGUGAUAGUUUACUUCAUCUUGCUUGUCAUGGUGGGAACACUGCUAUUGUAAAACAUGUCCUGUCUCCAUCUAACAUCAACAGUACAGGCAGAUAUGGAUGGACAGCAGCAAUGAAGGCAGCUGUCAAUGGACAUCAAAGUGUGUUAGACCUCCUAGUGUCCAACCAAGCUGACCUCACACUGGUGGAUACAGAUGGUAAUAGUUUACUUCAUCUUGCCUGUCAGGGUGGGAACACUGCUAUAGUACAACAUGUCCUGUCUCCAUCUAACAUCAACAGCAGAGGGAUGCAUGGACAUACACCAGUAAUGAUGGCAGCUGUCACUGGACAUCAAAGUGUGUUUGACCUCCUAGUGUCCAACCAAGCUGACCUCACACUGAUGGAUACAGAUGGUGACAGUUUACUUCAUCUUGCCUGUGGUGGUGGUGGGAACACUGCUAUAGUAAAACAUGUCCUGUCUCCAUCUAACAUCAACAGUACAGGCAGAUAUGGAUGGACAGCAGCAAUGAAGGCAGCUGUCAAUGGACAUCAAAGUGUGUUUGACCUCCUUAUGUCCAACCAAGCUGACCUCACACUGGUGGAUGCAGAUGGUGAUAGUUUACUUCAUCUUGCUUGUCAUGGUGGGAACACUGCUAUUGUAAAACAUGUCCUGACACCUUCUAACAUCAACAGCAGAGGGGAGUAUGGAAGGACAGCAGCAAUGUGGGCCGCUGUCAGUGGACAUCAAAGUGUGUUUGACCUCCUAGUGUCCAACCAAGCUGACCUCACACUGGUGGAUGCAGAUGGUGAUAGUUUACUUCAUCUUGCUUGUCAUGGUGGGAACACUGCUAUUGUAAAACAUGUCCUGUCUCCAUCUAACAUCAACAGUACAGGCAGAUAUGGAUGGACAGCAGCAAUGAAGGCAGCUGUCAAUGGACAUCAAAGUGUGUUUGACCUCCUAGUGUCCAACCAAGCUGACCUCACACUGGUGGAUACAGAUGGUAAUAGUUUACUUCAUCUUGCCUGUCAGGGUGGGAACACUGCUAUAGUACAACAUGUCCUGUCUCCAUCUAACAUCAAGAGCAGAGGGAUGCAUGGACAUACACCAGUAAUGAUGGCAGCUGUCACUGGACAUCAAAGUGUGUUUGACCUCCUAGUGUCCAACCAAGCUGACCUCACACUGAUGGAUACAGAUGGUGACAGUUUACUUCAUCUUGCCUGUGGUGGUGGUGGGAACACUGCUAUAGUAAAACAUGUCCUGUCUCCAUCUAACAUCAACAGUACAGGCAGAUAUGGAUGGACAGCAGCAAUGAAGGCAGCUGUCAAUGGACAUCAAAGUGUGUUUGACCUCCUUAUGUCCAACCAAGCUGACCUCACACUGGUGGAUACAUAUGGUGAUAGUUUACUUCAUCUUGCCUGUCGUGGUGGGAACACUGCUAUAGUACAACAUGUCCUGUCUCCAUCUAACAUCAACAGUAGAGGCAGAUAUGGAUGGACAGCAGCAAUGAAUGCAGCUGACUAUGGACAUCAAAGUGUGUUUGACCUCCUUGUGUGCAACCAAGCUGACCUCACACUGGUGGAUACAGAUGGUGACAGUUUACUUCAUCUUGCCUGUGGUGGUGGGAACACUGCUAUAGUACAACAUGUCCUGUCUCCAUCUAACAUCAACAGUAGAGGGGAGUAUGGAUGGACAGCAGUGAUUCAGGCAGCUGUCAGUGGACAUCAAAGUGUGUUUGACCUCCUAGUGUCCAACCAAGCUGACCUCACACUGGUGGAUACAGAUGGUAAUAGUUUACUUCAUCUUGCCUGUGGUGGUGGUGGGAACACUGCUAUAGUACAACAUGUUCUGUCUCCAUCUAACAUCAACAGUAGAGGGGAGUAUGGAUGGACAGCAGCAAUGAGGGCAGCUGUCAGUGGACAUCAAAGUGUGUUUGACCUCCUAGUGUCCAACCAAGCUGACCUCACACUGGUGGAUACAGAUGGUGAUAGUUUACUUCAUCUUGCCUGUCAGGGUGGGAACACUGCUAUAGUACAACAUGUCCUGUCUCCAUCUAACAUCAACAGCAGAGGGAGUGAAGGAUACACACCUGUGAUGAAAGCUGUAUUCCAUGGACAUCAAGAUGUUGUUGACCUCCUUGUGCAGCACAAAGCUGACCUCACACUUCUAACAGACAGUAAUGAGGACAUUGAAUGUGUAGCUCAGAUGGGAGGACAUCCUACACUAGCCAAGUAUCUUCAAACAGUUAAACAUCCUCACUGAUUAAGCUGUGUGUUAUGUGUUCUGAAGGAAAUUUAUUGAUUGUGUAUUGCAACUAUGUUCUACUGUAGAACAUUCAUUCUUGCAGACUUGGAAACACUGUAAACAAUUAGUCAAUACGUUUUGUAUUUAUGCUGAAUAUAUUUAAACAGUAUUGCUUAACAAUUGUUAAGUGGUUGUCAACAUUUGAACCUGUUGCCUACAUAUGCAGGUGAGCUACAGUGCUGAAGCACCAUAUUAACAGUUAAGUCAGUUUUCUCAAAUUUUCUCUGAGAGAAAAUUAUUUUUCCAUUAUUUAAUCUGAAUAUAUAAUGUGAGAGCAAGGUGGAGCUUUUCGUCUUUAAAAGACAGGAACAUCGGUGAAAUGAUGAUUUUACAAACUUCCCAUCUUUUUCUGAUACAAAGAGCUAACACUGACCAUCCAUGUAUUGCCACUCAGGUAGCAUUGUAGAAAUGUCCUAAUUUUGCUCUAGAGAAGUUUGUACAAAUAUUGUGAUUCUAAAUUUUGGCUCAGUUUGUAAUAAAAUUCAAUCAUCCUUGAAGGUU
Molecule: messenger RNA, 3890 nt
Organism: Haliotis rufescens (red abalone)
Lineage: Eukaryota; Metazoa; Mollusca; Gastropoda; Lepetellida; Haliotidae
Product: serine/threonine-protein phosphatase 6 regulatory ankyrin repeat subunit B-like
Exons: 2
Coding region: 51-3347 (1098 amino acids)
Biological process (GO): innate immune response
Cellular component (GO): cytoplasm
Molecular function (GO): protein binding
Source: RefSeq, a predicted model, not a curated record